Molecule: messenger RNA, 1945 nt
Organism: Peromyscus maniculatus bairdii (prairie deer mouse)
Lineage: Eukaryota; Metazoa; Chordata; Mammalia; Rodentia; Cricetidae
Gene: Sgta
Product: small glutamine rich tetratricopeptide repeat co-chaperone alpha
Biological process (GO): post-translational protein targeting to endoplasmic reticulum membrane
Cellular component (GO): membrane; TRC complex
Molecular function (GO): molecular adaptor activity; protein binding
Source: RefSeq, a predicted model, not a curated record
GGCGCCAGGGUAGGCGCCGAGAUCCUGAGCAAGCAGCCUCACCUCAGCAGCCUCGAGAUGGACAACAGGAAGCGCCUGGCCUUUGCCAUCAUCCAGUUCCUGCAUGGCCAGCUGCGGCAUGGCGGGCUCUCACCUGAUGCCCAGGAGAGCCUAGAGGUCGCCAUCCAGUGUCUGGAGACCGCCUUUGGGGUGACGGUGGAGGACACUGACCUCGCGCUUCCCCAGACCCUGCCAGAGAUAUUUGAAGCGGCCGCUGCCAGCAAGCAGGAGAUGCCACAGGAGCCGAGGGGCCCUGACAGGACGCCACCCUCUGAGGAGGAUUCCGCUGAGGCAGAGCGUCUCAAAACCGAAGGUAACGAGCAGAUGAAGCUGGAGAACUUUGAGGCGGCUGUGCACCUCUAUGGAAAGGCCAUCGAGCUCAACCCCGCCAACGCCGUCUACUUCUGCAACAGAGCCGCAGCCUACAGCAAGCUGGGGAACUACGUGGGGGCCGUGCAGGACUGUGAACGCGCCAUCGGCAUCGACCCGGCCUACAGCAAGGCCUACGGCCGCAUGGGCCUUGCGCUCUCCAGCCUGAACAAGCAUGCAGAGGCCGUGGCUUACUACAAGAAGGCGCUGGAACUGGACCCUGAGAACGACACCUACAAAUCCAACCUCAAGAUUGCGGAGCUGAAGCUGCGGGAGGCGCCCAGUCCCACGGGAGGCGUGGGCAGCUUGGACAUCGCCGGCCUGCUGAAUAAUCCGCACUUCAUCACCAUGGCUUCCAGUUUAAUGAACAGUCCCCAGCUGCAGCAGCUGAUGUCAGGCAUGAUCUCUGGCGGCCACAACCCCCUGGGCACCCCGGGCAGCAGCUCCUCGCAGAGUGACUUGGCCAGCCUCAUCCAGGCGGGCCAGCAAUUCGCACAGCAGAUGCAGCAGCAGAACCCCGAGUUCGUGGAGCAGAUCCGGAGCCAGGUGGUGCGCAGCCGGACACCCAGUGCCAGCCACGAGGAACAGCAGGAGUGACGCUCCUCUGUGUGGUGAUCCCGUCGCGCCUCGGCCUCCUGGAGUUUUAGCGUUUUCCACGUCGGGCUGCCCAAGAGAGACUGGACCUGCAUGUUAAGACGGACUUGUCCCCCGUUUCCCUUCACCCCACUUCUGUUUUUGUAUUCCUGCCCCCCACGCCUUCCUGGAAGAGAGUCAGCCAGAGAGCUACACACCAGCACCCAUUGCUCCAGCACCUAGGGAGGCUGCGUGGUGGGGGACGGGGACCCCACCCUGCCCGGUUUAAAGGGACUUGAAUGGUUGGCUCUCGGCCCCCUAGGAAGCGUCCACUGCCAGCCCCAGCCGGGUGCCAGCCUUCUGCGCCCACACGUGGGCUGCAGGUCCCAGCAGGUGCCCCUGCUUGCCUUAUCCCGGUGACCUAUGCCCACAGGGGAGGCCUGUGACUGGUGCCUCGCUUGUGGACUGUCCGUGUCUCCUCCCCCCGGCUUCCCUCGUCUCCACAUCUGUCAGCCAGUCCUAAUUUUGUGUCCAGUCCGGCUCCGUCCUUAGCCUGGGCAGAAGACGCAGACAUCCUGGCCCGUCUGACCCUCUGUCCUCGAUCUCAAGGGAAUUCAACGUCUCUGGGUUUCGCAGGCAGUUUUGGGGUGUCGGCCCCCAGGCCAGGCCAUGUUCUCAGCCCUGAAAUAGCCACCAGAACCAUUUUUGUUGCGGGGCAGUUUGUCAGUGAGGGAGACCGUAGGAUAUCCCCACAUCCGCCCUCAGCCCUGGGAGUGGGAGGCCAGGUCGCAGGGCCGCUGGACCAGCGGGGUCAUGAUGGUCAGGCUGUGUGGCAGGUAGUGCCAGCUGUGAGUUGUAGGUAGCCAGUAGGAAGAUGGGCCCCGCGGCCAGCGCUGUCCACUUGUAGGGCACAGCAGUGCCCACGUGGGCACAGAACACCUGGGUAAUAAAGAGACAAGGAUGA